AUGACUUUCUAUGAAAUAUCACCACAGGGCCUUGUUUUGGUCCCACGUGGAAGUGAUGAUAGUGUCGUUGUGGGUCCUCAUGUCAGAGGCAGCCGAUUACGAGCAUCAUCAGCUGCCGGUGAUGCGGAAGUGGACCUCCUCCUCCCCGGGACAGCAAGAUUCCAGAUUCAGCUUGGGGUGAAUAUGCCAGCAAGGGCUGAGUACAUACCAAAAGAAGGUCAAACACAGGUGUUCCACGAAGUAUAUGACGUUGUGUUAUACCUCGGGAUCAUUGAUAUAUUGCAAGAAUACAACAUGAGCAAGAAGUUAGAACAUGCUUACGAAUCGAUUCAGUUUGAUUCUGUUUCCAUUUCUGCAGUCGACCCAACGUACUACUCGGAGAGGUUCUUGGAGUUCAUUCGGAAGGUCUUCCCUACAUAUGCUGUAGCAACUUGAACAGUAUCCUUAGCUGUUAUCAUUGAAAUUCAUCGAAACUUAGCUGUUACCAUGGCAGAGAGACACAGCUGCUGUUUGUAAUUUAUUGAAGAGUGUAUAAUGCGGAUUAUGGAUUUGUAGUUGAUAGCAAUGCAUA
Molecule: messenger RNA, 571 nt
Organism: Solanum pennellii
Lineage: Eukaryota; Viridiplantae; Streptophyta; Magnoliopsida; Solanales; Solanaceae
Product: phosphatidylinositol 4-phosphate 5-kinase 9-like
Exons: 2
Coding region: 1-435 (144 amino acids)
Biological process (GO): phosphatidylinositol metabolic process
Molecular function (GO): phosphatidylinositol kinase activity
Source: RefSeq, a predicted model, not a curated record